AUGCCCACUCUUUCGUUGAUCAAUUUCAACAUCGUUUGCGCCACCUUAGGCGGCUUUAUCUCGGUGUUCGGACUCGUGUCUUACUUAUUCAAAGAGCGAUUCUAUCUGUCCGAAGCAUUAAUAUCUCUCUUAGCGGGGGUCAUCUUCUCCCCGCAUGCUGCCAAUUUCAUACGACCUCACGAAUAUGCGCAAGGCUCCGAACAAAACCUCGAGGAGAUCACUCUGUAUUUCACGCGACUCGUGCUUGGGGUGCAAUUGGUUCUUGCCGGAGUUCAGCUCCCUAAACGCUAUCUUCAAAUAGAAUGGCGGAGUCUGUCGCUCCUCCUGGGGCCUGGAAUGGCCGCCAUGUGGAUAUGCAGUAGCUUGGUGAUUUGGGCGCUGAUCCCGGACUUCGAGUUCCUCCAUGCUCUUAUAGUUGGGGCCUGCGUGACUCCCACGGAUCCGGUCCUUUCGAACUCGAUUGUGAAGGGGAAGUUUGCCGACAGGAAUGUUCCCCGUGCCUUACAGCGGAUCAUUGUCGCCGAGUCUGGUGCCAACGAUGGCCUUGGAUAUCCUUUUCUUUUCUUUGGCCUAUAUCUUCUCAAAUACGUGGGUAUGGGUGGCGAGGGGUACAGUGGAGGUGCCGGGAAAGCCAUGGGUCUGUGGUUUUACGAGACUUGGGCAUACACCGUCAUCUUGAGCGUUGUCUACGGAAUCACUGUAGGUUGGAUUUCCCGCGAAUUGCUUCAUUGGGCGGAGGAGAAGCGGUACGUUGACCGUGAGAGCUUCCUUGUCUUUGCCAUCGCCCUUUCGCUGUUCAUCUUGGGAACUUGCGGCAUGAUCGGGACCGAUGACUUGCUUGCGUGCUUUGUGGCUGGCAAUGUUUUCACUCAAGAUGAUUGGUUCCGUCUGGAGACGAUGGAUGAUUCGUUGCAACCCACGAUUGAUAUGUUGCUGAACCUGGCAGUCUUCAUGUGGUUUGGCGCCGUCUGUCCGUGGUCCUCGUUUGUCAAUAACGAGAUCAUUCCCAUAUACCGUCUAGUCUUCUUGGGAAUCUCGAUCUUACUCGUCCGCCGGAUACCCAUCAUUUUGGCAAUGCACAAAUACAUCAACCAGAUCGAGAAUCUAUUUCAGGCCGCUUUUGUCGGUUUCUUUGGGCCGAUUGGAGUGGGGGCUGUCUUCUACCUAUCGAUCAGUCGCGAGUUUCUGCAUCAGAUUACCGCCUCUAACGGACAGGUGCGUGAGGACGCCCACCGAGUCUCGGAGGCGGUCGAUGUAGUUGUUUGGUUUCUGGUCAUCUGCAGUAUCGUUGUCCAUGGUCUGUCAAUUCCCUUGGUGAAAGCAGGGUAUCACAUUCCCCGGACCAUUUCCAAUGCAUUAAGUAGUACUACAACUAUCGAGGCCGAGCCUGUCUCAAUUGCGAUUGUGCAGCAUACCCACAGUACUGCGACUCGCGACCCUGAAGCUGCCAGCAAUCGAGGACGCAAGCGCCCUUCGUCGCAGGCACCGCUGUCAACCGUUCUUCGCGUUGGCCGAUCUAUCAUCAGGCCUCGUUCGACGGACCAGCUACAGCUAGGUACUGGCCAUGCCGAAGAGCCCGAACGACCGGUGAAGCUCGUGGUCACUGGUACAACCCCCCCGGAUGCAGCGAACAGGUAA
Messenger RNA from Aspergillus melleus, 1638 nucleotides. RefSeq names its product putative Na/H antiporter. NCBI's taxonomy places the organism in Eukaryota, Fungi, Ascomycota, Eurotiomycetes, Eurotiales, Aspergillaceae. The transcript is spliced from 5 exons. Gene Ontology annotation, cellular component: plasma membrane. Gene Ontology annotation, biological process: sodium ion export across plasma membrane; proton export across plasma membrane; regulation of membrane potential. Bases 1 to 1638 code for a protein of 545 amino acids. Gene Ontology annotation, molecular function: sodium:proton antiporter activity. The record is from RefSeq and is a predicted model, not a curated record.